AAUAAUGAUAAUAAUCUCACAAUCAUGAGACAAACAGAAACGAUGUUUGAACUUUCGAAUUAAUUAUACUCAUUUCAUAGAGGCUUUUUUUCAUUCAGUUAUCUUUAGUUUUUUUUUUGCUUGAUUUUGUAUUGACACGAUGCCGGUGUCUGAAUAUUCCAAGGACUCUGACCGAACCACAGAUGUACAGACACACGAUCAGGCGCCAUUCGACGCCAUCAUAACGGGACAUCCGCUUAUAUUGAAAGGUUUAUCUGAUUGUGGAUUUAUAAAUGCUUCUCCAAUACAAGUUGCCGCUCUACCGACAAUCAUCGCAGGACAUGACACAAUUGUUGAGGCAAAAAAUGGAACAGGAAAGACAUUAACUUUUGUUAUACCGACUUUGAUUAGAUUGAAAUUAGAACAGGUUCAUUUACAAACUAUUAUUUUGGCACCAACACGAGAAAUCGCUGUCCAAAUACAACAGUGUUUCAAAAAAGUCGGACAGCACUUGCCAGAACUGAAAUGUGAAUAUUUCAUUGGUGGUACUCCAGUUGAUGUUGACAAACAGAAGGCAAAAUGCUGUCAAAUAGCUGUCGGUUCCCCCGGUCGCAUCAAACAUCUCAUCAAUGAGCAUGUGUUAAAAUGUUCAGAAGUAAAAAGCUUUAUUCUUGAUGAAGUUGAUAGACUAUUUAUGGACAAAAGUUUUACAAAAGAAGUCCGACUAAUUGAUGCUAAGCUUCCAAAAUUAAAGCAAACAAUUGUUGUAAGUGCAUCAAUUGAUAAAAACGAUAUGUCUGUCUUUGAUGAGUUCAUGAAAGAGUAUGUUAUGGUUAAGGGAGCAGAAGAAGAUAUGAAUGCAUUGCAAGACCCAUCAAAGUUCCUAUUAGGUAUUAAGCAAUAUGUAGCAUGUGUUAAAGCAGUCAGUACUAAUAUAAUAUUAUUACCUGCAAAAAAUGUGCGAUUACUCAAUAUACUACAAAAUUUGCCGUAUACUCAAUGUAUCAUAUUUACUAACUACAUGACAAGAGUUGAAGCUGUUUGUAAUAUGCUACGUGACCAUAAAUACAAAGCUGAUUACAUUAGAGGUGAUCAAGAUCAAAGUAUUCGAUUGGAGUUAGUAGAUCGAUUAACAUCUUUUAAAUCAAAAAUACUUGUUGCCACGGAUUUGAUUGCUAGAGGAAUAGAUUCGUCAAAUGUAGACCUGGUGAUUAAUAUGGAUUGUCCUAAUGACUGGGCUACGUAUCUACACAGAAUUGGUCGAGCUGGAAGAUUUGGAAACAAAGGAAAUGCUUUUACAAUAUUGGAUGAUGACAAAGAGUUGAAAACUUUUAAAAAUAUUAUUAACAGUAUUGAAAAUGUUAAGGUCAAAAUGUUACCAAUCGCGAUUACAAAACCUAUACUUGAAUAUGCAGACAACGAGCUUGAAGACCUCAAUUUAACAACCGAACCUAAAAUUUUACCAUUCCAAGAGAUUGAUAAUAACACAACAAAAGAAAAUGGAAAUGAUGUGAUUGGAGAAAACUUAAAAAAAGAUAGUGAAAGUGAUUCUAACUUUAGUCCUAACAACAUUGAAUCAAAUACCAACAUUAUGUCUGAAGAAUGUGAACCAUGUUGUGAAAUAAAAUCUGUUUAUGCAUAUGGUGAAUCUGAAAAGGAGUCACUACAAAAGCUAUGUAAAGUUGUUCAAGAAACUGAAAAAAAACUCAUUGAAGAUAAUAUGGUUGACAAAAGACUUUUAACUGAUGACAGAUCUUUUGUGUUAUUUGAUCCAGAACCCUUUCUUGAAAACACUGAUCAAUAUCCAGAAUAUAGUCCCGAUGAUCUAUUAGAAAUCAUAACAAAAUAUGAUUCAGAUUUUGAGAAAUAUGAAGCUGAUAAAAAACGAAUGUUAAAAACAACUGUUAGUGAAAAUAACCUCUCUAAUAUUAAUCAAGUGUGUGAAGAAAAUGAUUUAUCAGAUUUGUCCAAUGCUACUGAUAAUAAAACAAACAAUAUAAAUACAGAUCUGCAAUUACAGAACCAACAUGAAGAUCAAAUUAAUUGUGUAGACAAUAUGCAGAUUGUUAAUGAAGUAUGUCCUGAAAGCAGCUUAUCAAAUGAAUCAAACAACAUUGUUGAUGACACUAAAAUUGAUACAAAUAAUAGUCAAAGACUGCGAUUCACCGAUAUAUAUAGUUUAUUUGAAAUACCAGAUUUUAGCCUUUUAAAGCCAACACAGCAUGAUAGUGAAGUUAUUGCUCACUCAACAAAUGCAGGAGAAACUGAUGUGUCAACAAUGAUGUGCGAAAAAGCUAGUGAAGGUGAAGAAUUGUCAGAAGAUGAAUCUUGUGAUGAAGAACAAUCUUACGAUGGAGAAGAAUCUUACAAUGAAGAAGAGUGCUGUGAUGAAGAAGAGGGAGAAGAAGAAGAAUACUAUGAUGAAGAAGAAUGCUGUGACGAAGAAGAAUACUGUGAUGCAGAAGAAUCCUGUGAAGAAGAAGAAUACCAUGUUAAGCAAGAAAAUUGCAAUGAAGAACAUAGUGAUGGUAAAAAAGAAUAUGAGGAUAGAUUUGAGGAUGAAAAUCAAGAAAAAGAAAAUGAGGAAGAAAUUAAUUUAGAAGUACAAUUUAAGGAAAAAAUGAAAUUAGAUGCAGAAAAUAAAAGAUUUGAUAAAAAUAUUACAAAUACGAAUUGCUCUUAUGAUGAUCAUCUUGACAACCAUGGAAUAUAUUUUGUGAAACACAACAAUAAAUCUAUACAAAAACCACUUUGCAACAAUAUCCAAGAAUAUUAUAUACCUAAAAGAGAAGAAGAAAAUAUUGAUAACAAUGAUCAACAAAUAGUGGAUUAUGAAAUUUUAAAUGACUGGUAUGGCCAGUGGAAACAACAAAUGAAUCGCAUACAAACAUUUGUCAGGAUGAGUAAGUGAUCAUCUAGUGUGAAAAGCUAUAAGUUUAAGAGAACUGAAUGAUUAUUUUGCUUAGAAACUUAAGUCUGUUCUUUAAUAUUUAGUUUUUUAUGUUUUGGUGAACAAUGAUAAUCACCGAUUUUAUAUUUUUCUGUAAUAAUUUAUGAAUUAUGGGUGUAGUU
This is a messenger RNA of Myzus persicae (green peach aphid), 3051 nucleotides long. Its product is annotated as probable ATP-dependent RNA helicase DDX20. The record is from RefSeq and is a predicted model, not a curated record. Lineage: Eukaryota; Metazoa; Arthropoda; Insecta; Hemiptera; Aphididae. Gene Ontology annotation, molecular function: ATP binding; nucleic acid binding. The transcript is spliced from 7 exons. The coding region runs from base 140 to 2890 and encodes 916 amino acids.